UAGCCCAAAAAAGGAUAGACCGCGACAAACAGCCCGCCAGGAAGCUAAGCUCGUCAUGGCCAUGACCAUCCUCGGCGCUCUCAAGCUGGCCCCGUCCCCGCCGGCGACGACCACCUCCUCGCUGCCGGCGUGGCGCGGCCCCUCCUCGCUGCACUUCCACCUCGCCAAAGCUGGCGCCGCCGCGCUGGUCGCCGCCUCGCUGCUCGUCGCCGACCCGGCCCUCGCGUUCAGGGGAGGCGGGCCGUACGGGCAGCAGGUGACGCGGGGGCAGGACCUCACCGGCAAGGACUUCAGCGGCCAGACGCUCAUCAAGCAGGACUUCAAGACCUCCAUUCUGCGGCAGACCAACUUCAAAGGCGCAAACCUGCUCGGCGCCAGCUUCUUCGACGCGGACCUCACAGGCGCUGAUCUCUCCGACGCUGAUCUUAGAAACGCGGACUUCUCGCUGGCAAAUGUAACAAAGGUAAAUUUAACAAAUGCCAACUUGGAAGGGGCACUUGUGACCGGGAACACUUCUUUCAAAGGUUCCAACAUAUACGGGGCAGAUUUCACUGAUGUUCCACUUCGAGACGAUCAACGGGACUACCUCUGCAAAAUUGCUGACGGGGUAAAUACAACUACCGGAAAUGCCACCAAAGAGACUCUUUUCUGCAAAUAAAGAACAAGAAUGAAAGAGAAUGGAGAGACUAGAGAGUUCAGAGGCUGAUUUAGUUCUUGAAUAGCACUGCCAAAAUUUUCUUUAACUUCCUUGUCCCCCAGGGUGCAGAGAGUUCAUUCCAGUUUCUAUAAUGUGAAAUGGUUGCUAUAGGAAAUCAGUGGGUGGUAUCAGCAUGUCAGGUGUGUUUGGUUGAAGGGAAGAAAUUAUUAGUACAUAAAAUACAUGUUUGUCUGGUAAUAUUGAUACA
Hordeum vulgare subsp. vulgare (domesticated barley) is the source of this 905-nucleotide messenger RNA. Its product is annotated as thylakoid lumenal 15 kDa protein 1, chloroplastic. Lineage: Eukaryota; Viridiplantae; Streptophyta; Magnoliopsida; Poales; Poaceae. Gene Ontology annotation, cellular component: chloroplast thylakoid. Bases 56 to 658 code for a protein of 200 amino acids. The transcript is spliced from 7 exons. The record is from RefSeq and is a predicted model, not a curated record.